Molecule: messenger RNA, 5947 nt
Organism: Hirundo rustica (Barn swallow)
Lineage: Eukaryota; Metazoa; Chordata; Aves; Passeriformes; Hirundinidae
Gene: FBXO28
Product: F-box protein 28
Exons: 5
Coding region: 8-1060 (350 amino acids)
Biological process (GO): protein polyubiquitination
Molecular function (GO): protein binding
Source: RefSeq, a predicted model, not a curated record
CUCCAAGAUGGCGGCGCCGGAGGAGCGGCUCGUGUCGGAGGGCGAAGGCGGCGCCCCGGGCUCGGCGCGGCUCUCCCCGGCCCCGCUGCCGGAGGCCGCCGAGCCGCUGGCGCCCAUGGAGCCGCCGCCUCAGAGCAACACGCUCAUGGGGCUGCCCAUCGUGGCUAUCGAGAGCAUCCUCAGCUUCCUGUCCUACGAUGAGACGAGCCAGCUGCGCUUGGUUUGUAAGCGAAUGGACUUGGUUUGUCAGAGAAUGUUAAAUCAGGGAUUUCUGAAAGUGGAAAGAUACCACAACUUGUGUCAAAAGCAAGUUAAAGCCCAGCUUCCAAGACGGGAGUCAGAAAGGAGAAACCAUUCAUUAGCUCGCCAUGCAGACAUCCUCGCUGCUGUGGAAACGAGACUCUCUCUCUUAAAUAUGACUUUCAUGAAGUAUGUGGAUUCCAAUCUCUGUUGCUUCAUACCUGGAAAGGUAAUAGAUGAAAUUUAUCGAGUGCUAAGAUAUGUAAACUCUACAAGGGCUCCUCAGAGAGCUCAUGAAGUUCUUCAAGAACUAAGGGACAUUUCCUCCAUGGCUAUGGAAUAUUUUGAUGAGAAGAUUGUUCCAAUACUGAAAAGAAAGAUGCCUGGGUCAGAUGUAUCGGGACGCCUAAUAGGAACUGCCCCAGUUCCAGGGCCUUCUGCAGCACUGACAACAAUGCAGCUGUUCUCCAAGCAGAGCCCUUCCAGGCAGGAGAUCACCAAGCUGCAGCAGCAGGUGAAAGCCAACGGCACGGGCCUGACGGCGCUAAAGCGGGAGAUCUCGGAGCUGCGCGUCAAAGUGCAGGAGCAGCAGAAGCAGCUCCAGGAUCAAGACCAGAAACUGCUUGAGCAAACCCAAAUCAUUGGGGAACAGAACGCCCGCUUGGCCGAGCUGGAGCGCAAGCUGCGAGAGGUGAUGGAGAGCACAGUAGGGAAUUCUUCAGGUUCUGGCUCAAACGAACAAUCUCCCAGGAAACGGAGGAAGGCGGUGGAUUCCACGGACUGUCCUAGGAAAUCUAAACGCCUUCGGAACAGAAAAUAACUGGGAAGGAAAUGGCACCUUCAGGAGGAUACACUGCUCUAGUAGCCCAAGCAGACCUGCUUGUUUGGAUACUGUGACCAGCUCCAUGGUGUCACUUAGGCUGCUGGCUCUUCAAAACACCACUUAGACUUGAACAGUAAUUUUCUUUCAUUGACUUUUCCCCUGCUUUCUAUAUGGGUGGGCCUAAUGCACAGAAUCUUUAAGAUUUGCAAUAGCUAUAUACUAACCAGACCUGCUCUGUUAUGUUUUGAAGGGUUAAUCUUUUUUUCCGUGCAGAUGUGUUUAAGGUAAACUUAUUUGUGUUUAUGUAUAUGUUCACAUGGAAUCUUAAAUAAAUUGUCUUAACUGACUAAAUGGUUAAGAGUAAAAACAGAUGUCCUGUUCACUUGAAGGAAAGAUCCGCUUUUAAAACCUUGUUUUUGAGAACUUGACCUUUUUUGUUACAAGUGACCUUGUCUGGAAUGUCUGAAAAGUAGUUAAUACUUUUUGGGGUUCUCUGUAAUGAGUAAAACUGACUUCUUAAGCUACAGUAUUGGCUAUAUAUUUUUGUAAACUUCCAUGGAAGGGCCUUCUAUCCAGUCUUCACAUGCACACACCCUGGUUCUAGGUCUUGGGAGCCAUAUUCUACAUUUGCAUGGAUAGAUGCAUGUACAGCUUAGUCAGCCUGCCAAAAGCACUUGCCUGAAACUGUUCCAAACUCUGGGAGAGAGCACAGAGACCUGUGAAGCAAUUCCUUUGUUCCUCAGCCGUCAGAGUCUCUGCUUUCAGCACAGCGGCUUCCUUGCAGCGAGGUGGUCUGGGGAGGCGAGCGGCAGAAGCCGUUGAGCCUGGGCUGUGUGGCUGCCACUCGCCCUGCCUGGAAGGCAGGGAUUUAUUGUUUGCCAAAGCUGGAGAAUGGAGAGGCUGCCUGUGCGUCUCUUGUGUCAUAGGCCGACACCGAACACCUACGAAUUGUCCGUGGAGUUGCCAAGCUCUGGGGACGUCAUUCAAGUGAAAUGCUGUAUUAUGGAAAAACUUAAACUAUUUUGUGUGUCUGUGUUGGGGUUGGGGUGGAAAUUUCUCUGUAACACUGAUGACAAUAUCCUAAGCUUCCCUUAUCCUAAAAGGUAAAUCACUUCAGACAGAGCUUUAAUUUCUUUUGCACUUCUGUUUUGAGCUUGUAUCUGGAAAAGCAUGUCUUGCACUGUUCAGUCUCUCUGGUCACUUUAACCACCUCAGAGUUGUGUACAGUGAUUAUUACCCCCCGCCAUCUGUAUAUUUUUGGAAUCUUAUACAAACAACAUUGUCCUUGGUUUUGUUUUAAUGUACUAAACUAUGUAGCUUUAUAAUUUGACUUACGUUUUCUUUUUUUAACCAGCUGCUGCUUUGUCUUUAGGUGGUUCUGAAUUCCACUUGGUAUGGUACUGAAAAUGCAAAUGCUGCAUUUGUAGCUGUCCGUAAUCUUGAUAUUGCUGCUGCGGUUAAUGUGCAAGUUCAUUUUGUAUGGCUGUCAGCAUAACCUAGUGCCUGUAUUUAAAGCACCAAGCAAAUCAGAAAUUGUCUGGUCAGAUACUAUGUAAUCAUGGAAAACUGACAAUUUUCCUGAAACUUCUGCUACAAUUUUUACUUCUAAAACAUAGUAGCUCGUACCAGAAGUAGCAUUGCAAAUGGCUAAUAUUUGACAGACAUUCAGCUUUCAAAUGAACUUUUCAAGUAGUUUGAGCCUUUUCAAAAAAAGGCAUUUUUCUUAAGUGUCAAGGAAAUGAUAAAAGGCUGUCUGAGAGCAGACUUAAACUGCUGAAGGAGCAUUUGCUUGUACUGGUUUUCUACAGAAUGUUUUUUACAGGUAGCUCUAUCUUGAAGAUAGAUACCUGCUAUUCAGCUUAAAAAUACUGGCAUAUACCUUUAACUUUUAAAAACCAAUUUUGAGUCAAAGGGUCAGCAUGAUAGCUAGAAUUACUGUGUGAUACAAAUUCCCUGAAUGGUUAUUUGUGAUAAAAAAAUCCUGUAAUGGACUAAUUACCAGCUACUUGUGGUUAAAUACUUCCAAACAAGUGUAAACUUGUGAAUUGCAUUUACUGGAAAAGUUUAUUCAUACUUUUGGAAUAUUUUUCACUUUAGUUUCUUUAUUAAUUUCUAGAAUAUGCAAACAAUUUUCCCCUCCCCACCAUCCCGGUAUACAUAUAUAUAUGUACACACACACACACAUACAUAUAUAUACACACACAUACAUAUAUAUACAUAUACACACACACACAUAUAUAUGUGUGUGUGUAUAUAUAUAUAUAAAUCAUUUCAGGUUACUCCAGAGUAGCAUUUCUGGGUCUGUUGGGGAAUCUCUGGCUGUUCGUAAACUAAGCUGGCAAACAACAGCCAAUUGUUAGGGGAAAUGUUCUCUGGGAAAAGUUCCAACUUGGAACCUUCAGCUCAAGGAAGUAUCACAUGCUCCAGGAUUGCAGGUGCAUCCUGCUCCUCCAUGUGCUGACAGUGGAAUGGAAUGAGGCCCGUGAAACUUAGGGGGUAGAGGGGAGGGGUUACAAGGCAGCUCUGAGAAAUUCCACAAUAAAGGUACAGCAGUGUUUUCUAUUUCACAUCCCAGCGAGGGAAACGUCAGAUGGCUCUUGGCUGGAAUGUACACCAGAAAAAUACACACAUGGAAAAAAUGGAGUGGAGUAAUUGUGUGGAUAAAAUAACUGGAACAUUAAUUUCUGACAUCAUAUUGUCCCUUGUUAAAUAAAAAGGAUGAAUUUUGCAAUAUAUGAACAAGCUGAUGAAUCACCUGGAGUAAAAGUAAAUCUCUUCACUCUUAGUGCCUGUGCACAUUUAUGUGAAUUGGUGUAUCAGCCUCAGAGUGGUUUAGGUAAUGAUCAGUGAUUGUAUCAUCUAUUCAAGGGGGAGCCUUGAAGGGAGACUGAGAUGUAGUUAGCAAAAUUAUAUGGAAAAUUGAUUUAUUUACAGCCACUGUUCAGUUUUAGAACUUGUGGGAAGGGCUGAAACUGAAAGAAAGGUCAGAGCUGACAGGGAAAGCUAUUUUAAGCAUCUUAUAUUUAAUUUCUUAAAGUAACUUAAAACUACUGAUGCCAGCUUUACUGCUUUUCUAGAAACAGCACUUGCUUACAAACUGCUUUUUGUUUCAUGGUAAGGUUGGGGAUUUUUUUACAGAUUUGUGUAGCUAGUGAAUAUGGUGCAAAUGAGAUCAAAAGAUACAUAGUAGUACCUUUUGAGGGAAAAGCUGUUUUGCAACAAGGUCUUGCUUCCCAGAUUGAACAUGGUAUGUGAGGACCUUUCAAACCUGGGGUAACGGAUGUAACAGGUGGAAGUGCUGAAGGAAGAAGGGCUACCUGCUUAGCAAGAUAGAUUUCACAGGUUAAAGAACAGAUGGAAACAAAUGGAAAGUCGUCAGUUCCUGAUACUCAGCCUUGCACGUUAAUCACCGAAUUAAUUAAUGCUACAAAGGAUGCCUGUGUGUAACUUCUUAAUGUAGAAGGUAAGACAGAGUUGAACAGAAACUUAGUUGCCCUUAUUCAGAUCUUCCAACAGUGAAUUGUGGGGAGCACUAGGAUUGCCAAAGGAAUUUUUAACAUCAAGAGCCUCUUGAAGGUACGAUGAUGCAGGAUAUAGUGGAGUGUGUCCCUGCACAGGAGAGGAUUCCCCGAUUCCUUGGUGUUCUGAUGGUUUUAAGAGGGUAACUGGCAAAUUGCGGUGAUAGAUUGUUACUUCAUGAAUAAGUAAAUUCAGUUUGUGGACUGUUUUACGGCAACAUGUCUGCUGGUUGUGAACUAUUCUGUUUGGCUCCAGUUGCAUUUCUGUGCUACUGUGCCCUGACGUGGGCCAGCUCGCUUGUCCAUGCUCUCUCCACUCUUGCAGUUCUCCUUCCUGGACCUCACCUUCCCCGUUCUAAGGAUGCAGUCCUGGCUUUGGUUUACAUGUAAGUGAACAUUCCAGGAUUUUUGUUCUAGCUUUGUGCCAGCUGAAGACACUGAUCUUACUGUCUCUGGAAUGGAAAACGUCAGAUACAAAAACUGUUGGCUUGCUGAAGACCUAAUAUAUGUGGAGUUGUUAACACAGACUGCUUAAACCAGACUGCUUUAAUGCAGUGAUUAAAUAGGAAAGACACUUUGCUCUCCAGUACACUUGGGCAAUUAAAUUGUCCAAAGCUUUCCUAUUAUUAUAUAUAUUUUUAGUUGUUUAAACCUUGUUUAACUGCUCUGGAAUGUUUAGUUUAUAAACCUGGGAUCUUCUGUUAAUUGCACUACUGAAGUUCGUGACCAUUUACAAACUUACAUAUGUUUGUGGUGCUGUAAACCUGCCUCUGUGUACUGAACUCCUGAUGUGCUGUCCAGUGCUCCUGUCAUCUGCUGUGACACUCCUUCUUUUGGCAGGAUCCCUCCCAUGGUUGGGGAGGUCUUUAGCACAAUGAUGGAUAGCAGUGCUAAUAUUUGAACUCCAAGCAGAGGGGAACGCUGUCAGAAAUGUUACACGUGGUGUUUGGAGUGCAGCUGAGUGAAACAUUUGUGACCCCUGCAAUUCUGCAGUCAGCUGCUGCACUGGCAACCCCAAAGCUUCCAGGUUUAUUGUGAAACGGUCACCGACCAAAAAGUAAAUAAAGUAAACCUGGCAAGGUCACAUUGCCUCAGUGGGAUCUAGACAUCAGCUUUGCCUCUUCGCUGCACCAAUCUUCACAGUCUGCACAAUUCAGAUUCUGUGACUGGGGGAAAAGUUGAGCAAAACCUUUUCCAUGUCUCAACUCCUUGCUGCAUUUUUCACUCCUAAAUCCCACCCUAAUGCACACUAAUUAAAUUCAUGCAAACCGAGCUAUUCACAAGAGUGAUAUGUGUUAUGGAUCCUGUGCUUUGUCCACUACUUCACUGCAAACAUUUCCAAGUAGGGAUUGAAUUUCCCCUCCAA